AUGGGCGCCAAUCGCAUUGCUCCCAAUACGCGAACUAAGCAAGGAUUCGAAGCCAUGGUCGGCAUGCACUGCAUCGCCACACUCCUCUUCACCGAUCUUCUGCGUCCGCAGCUGCGCGCAGCCGCCGCAUCUCAGCCCCCUGGUGCCGUGCGCGUAGUCUGGACGUCGAGCUUCCUAGCCGAGGGCGGAUCCCCGGUAAAUGGCGUCGAUUUUACUACGCUGGAGAAAGGCACCGACGAUCGCAUUCUCAAUUAUGCCGUGUCAAAAGCCGGCACCUGGAUGCUGGGUCGGGAGAUGGCCCGCCGAUACGCGGCGGACGGCAUUCUCAGCGUUGUGCAAAACCCAGGAAACCUGAAGGCAGGCUCGUACGAGGGGACUCCAGCCCUGACUAUGUGUCUCGUACGGCCUUUGUUAUAUGACGCCCGCUUCGGCGCCUACACGGAACUGUACUGUGGUCUCAGCCCCGAAAUCACGACGGAGACAAACGGUGCCUAUGUCAUUCCUUGGGGGAGGGUAAGGCCAGACAAGGACUGCCCUCGAAGGGACAUAAUCAAUGCCAUGACACCCGUCGAGGAGGGAGGACUAGGACAUGCCACUAAGUUCUGGGAAUGGUGUGAGGAGCAAUGGAGACCGUUCAUUGAGACAACAACAGAUUCCUCGCCAUCCGCUCAUACAUAG
This is a messenger RNA of Aspergillus melleus, 678 nucleotides long. RefSeq lists its product as uncharacterized. The record is from RefSeq and is a predicted model, not a curated record. NCBI's taxonomy places the organism in Eukaryota, Fungi, Ascomycota, Eurotiomycetes, Eurotiales, Aspergillaceae. The coding region runs from base 1 to 678 and encodes 225 amino acids. The transcript has a single exon.